AUGCCUCCUGAUAUUGCCCGAGCGGCAUCCCAAGCUACUCAAGUAGGCCCGCUUAGUCGUCCAGGGACGGCAGACCACAUGAGAUCGCGUUCGGAAACAGUCUUGUCUAAGGGUGGCCGUCGUCCGAGAUCCAGAGGCUCGACGGCCAGCAUCCAUUCAAGUACCACCCAACAAACCCAGGAUCAGCAUGUCAUCGAUGGAUAUUCACAGUUCAUGCAGGGCCAGCAGGCCACAGCUGGCCACCAUGUAUUCAGUAACAACCCCGAAGAGAUAAUCAUGAGGUUUGGCCAACAGCUGUCUCAUCCAACGGCCGGAGCGUCAACACUCGACCCGACCUUUCAAGACUCGCAUCAUAUGCCCAGACCAGAGGAUUUUCCAAACCACGCGAUUCACGGCCAUAGUAUGUCUCACCACUCACUGACCCCGGAUCUGACUGCCCACGGGUUGCCUGCCAUGCCGGUUCCCCAAUAUCCAACCAUGUAUGACAGCGGCAUAGAGAAUCAUGUUCCAGAGCACAUGCUCGAGGAGAACGAGAACUCAGAACCUGGAGCAAGGAAGCGAAAGGGCUCUAGUGCCACGCUAGCUAAUGACAAUGAGUUGCGAAGAUUGUUACGUCAAUACGAAGGGUACACUUUGAAACAAAUGGCUGCGGAAGUUUUGAAACAUGAGGGCGCCGGAGGGAAAUCAGAGAAAGUUAAGCAAGUUUUUGCCAUGAUUUGGUUGAGGGAAAACUGCAGAAAGAGUAGCGGUUCUGUCAGACGUGAUCGCGUGUACUGCUGCUACGCCGAGAAAUGUGGCACUGAACGUGUAUCAGUCUUGAAUCCCGCUUCCUUUGGCAAGCUUGUCCGCAUCAUAUUCCCGAACGUUCAGACAAGACGACUCGGCGUUCGAGGGGAGUCAAAGUAUCAUUAUGUAGAUCUGACCGUGAUAGAGGAAAAACAGGAGCAACCUUCAUCGCUUAACCCGCAGGCUCAUGCAAGUAGAAGCGUAUCUACUGGGCUUGCAGCAAAUAAACCUGACAGUCUAAGCUAUCAACGAAGCAUAUCCCAAUCCCCCCCACACAAGGAAGACUCUCCUACAGCUUCACCCCCUCCAGGAAUUUCAGCAGAUUUGGACUGCACCUGUCACUUAGGCCCCCGAGCAGGCAUUGACACUCCCAUCACUUUCGAAAAUGUGGCCAGUCAGUCCGGAUAUAUGGUCCAUCAGAUGCUCGAGUUCCCAUUUACCGACAGCCGGUCCGUUGAUAAUGAAUCCCUGGUGCUUCCGGAUAUCUGUCCAUACCUGCCACAAAAUGCGGACGUCAAGAUUGCAGCAGCAUUAGCUGCACUAUAUCGAUCUCACUGUAUCUCUGUCAUCGACAGUUUCCGGUAUUGCAAGGAGCGAAACCUCAUGAAAUACUUCAGUGCAUUUCAUGGAACGUUAACCGUUCCAGUGCAAAAGCUUCUCUCUUCGCCGACCGUAGCCCCUUGGAUUAAAGAAUGUGACUGGCUCAUGUACCAGAAGAUGAUCGCCUUCGUGGCGCCGUUGACCACCCAAGUGGUGCCGAAGCUCGUGUUGGAUGCUUUCAGUUCCAUUUCCCAGCGUCUAACCACGCACAUCGCGGAAACAUUUAAAUCCCAGCCCGCCCAUGUGUCGUUGGCAAGGCUGGUUCCUGCCCAUAUUUUCUGCAACCUCCUCAAACACAUGCUUGAUGUGAACCAAGCAGCCAACGCUGCUGCUGCUUGGCUGUGCCAUUCUGACAACAGGAACCAGAUGUGGUUCGACUUGAAAACACUGGUGGAUCCAAAGGAGAUGAUGCUUAGAGCGAACAUCCCACCCUGCGCUGGACGUGCAACUGAACGGAUUCUGAAGCACGAUAUUCGCGCGCUUCUUACCCCUCUGGUAGAGCCAAACCCUUCUGCAGGACGACCUUUCUUCAACCAGCCAGAUACCCUUGAAAACACAACAGCGGAAAAACUUCGCGUGGAAUCAUCCCCCGACGGUGAGGAAUACAACUUCCCGGAUAAAUGGAUACAGUUUAUCUUAAACCUUCCGGCGAUGUUUCCUCAACAUCGCACGCAAUGCAUUAUUGAGAAGGUGAACGCCCUGUGGGAUUGUAUCCUGCGUCGACUCACCCUAGGGGGCGCCCAAAGUUUUAGUGCAUGGUGGAUGACCAAGGUCUUCUUCCAUGAAAUGAUGCUAUGGCAAGCCGAGAAAGGUGGUUUCAUGAAAAACACUCCGAGCUCGUUAGAAAAAUCACAAGAGGCGGUCUUGGGUACGUCAAAUGGGACGGAAUCGAACGAUUCUCUCGAAAAGAACUUUGGCGACGCUGGCCCUACAGCUAACGAGUCGUUCAUGAGCACUGAUACGCAGCAUAAUGACUCGAAUCUCAGGCCAGAAAAUUGUUCCCCUGAACGAGAUAACAACGUGCAAGAUCGAAAACCCGAGCAGGUGUUACUCCAGGGAGAGUUGAAUCGCGGACCCUCGACAAAUGACAAGCCCACCAAUAGCUCGGAAAAUAUUGCAACCAUCCAUACCUCGAAUAAUGAUGAUAGCGCGAUUGACCUUGACGACGAUUCUAUGUUAAUGUCCGUGGGUAAAUACGGUGAUAUGAUGGCAUCGGACCCGGCAGAUGCUGAAGGAGAUGUUGUCGUUAUAUAA
This is a messenger RNA of Monascus purpureus, 2640 nucleotides long. The record is from the annotation of a GenBank genome assembly. Lineage: Eukaryota; Fungi; Ascomycota; Eurotiomycetes; Eurotiales; Aspergillaceae.